AGGCCCGGGCCGCGCGCUUGCAAAGGCAACAGCUGAGCAGCGCCGAGUGCCUGGUCGGAUCUAAAGAGCAGAGAGAAAAAGCACCGCUGUUGCUUAAACAAGAGAUCUAUCGAGGCAAAGAUUGACAGCUCUGUGAUUCUGGUCUCUGUGACUCGCUGUGUCUACUCCCCUAGCUAACCAUGGAGACGAUGCAGGAGCUGAUUCCCUUUGCCAAAGAGAUGCUGAGCCAGAAACCCAACGGGAAGAUGGUCAAGCUGUACAUGCUGGGCAGCGUGCUGACGUUCUUUGGUGUGGUCAUUGGCCUGGUGGAGACGGUCUGCAGCCCUUUUGCCUGUGAGGAGAGGCAGGAGGAGGAGAGGGAGAAGGAGGAGAGACCUGCCACCCCCCUGACAAAAGAGGAGGUUGUGCCUCAGAAACAGGAGGGUAUAACACUGGAAAAAGGCAAGCAGGUGCUAGCAGUGAGAAAUUUGGUGAACCGGCAGCAUGCAUCCUAAAAGCACGCCUGGCGCCUGCAAGAGCAUGGUGAUCUGAAAUGCACAGGACAUUCCUUGCCCCAUUCCUUCUUGACAGUGCAGUUUCCAGAAGGCAAGAGAACUGUUACUUGUAUGUGAGACCCCAGAUGCAAACGGACUCUAUACCUAAAACCAAGACAGUUUUAUUUUGCUGCCAUGCAGCAGUUUUAACUACACAGCCAUUUCAAUCUACGUACCUGUUCUUUAGGUAUGGAUAUGUGAAGCUUGUAGCAUCUUGUACCCGCCUUUGUGUGGGGUGGUUCUUUUUAUAUUAUUGUUAUUAUUAUGAUAACUAUGCAUACAAUUUACAUACAUUUUCAUUUUAAAUAAACUAUUUUAUACCUGA
Messenger RNA from Zootoca vivipara (common lizard), 858 nucleotides. It is a transcript of the gene G0S2, whose product is annotated as G0/G1 switch 2. The record is from RefSeq and is a predicted model, not a curated record. Gene Ontology annotation, biological process: positive regulation of extrinsic apoptotic signaling pathway. Gene Ontology annotation, cellular component: mitochondrion. NCBI's taxonomy places the organism in Eukaryota, Metazoa, Chordata, Lepidosauria, Squamata, Lacertidae.